AGUCAACAUCUAUCGACACGCCAAAAGAUUUCUAAAUCUAUCCAAUCUUUUAGAAGUUGUAAGGAAAGUUUUUAUUAUGACGUCACUGCAUUUUUGAACAACGGAGUUCAUAUAUUUGUGAGAGCGAAAGAAUAUUAAGCGGGGAUGCUACUCGUUCUUAGCUUGUAGUGUUUACCCUGCAGUUCGGCAGAGGGCGCCACCUCUGGGAGCGGAUUUAUAGCAAGAAUGGUGAGCUGAGUAACGGGUUUCGAGAAGGAAGCUUGUUACGUUCGGCAGAUGGCGCCACCCUAAGCCGAUUGUUUUCUGAGGGCAUACAUUAGUUGAUUUUAAAAUUGUUUAGUUGAGUAAGGGUUAUCUAAAAGUCGAGUCACGGAACUAUAGCGUUUCCUCUUCUUUUGAUAAGAGGGGUUUUUCGGGGUAGAUUUUCCAUUAAAAUGAGCUUAGCUCUUCGGAGCUUCGCAUUCGCGAUCGUUGUUCAGUUGAGUAGGUCGCUUUGAAGCAAUCGAAUUUGUAUAACUAUACCUCGUAAGCGAUAAGAGGCAACAUACAUAUAUGGGCUUGAGGACGUGGUUGUGCUGGACAGCAGUGCCGACGAUACUGUUUAUGCUUAUCCAAUGUGGCCGGGCGGAGGAGGAGGUGGCCCUGCCCUGCGAGAUGACCGCUUCGAGCUCCAACCAAACGUGGUGGCGGGAAGGCGGCGACGUGGACCUGUUCUGCGAGUGUAGCAACGCUGGAAAGGAUGUGAGUUUAAAGGAGCAUUUGACAAUGAAGUUCGACGGCAAUGAGGUGGUCAUAUCGGAGGUGGACAACAGUGGAACUACCUUUAAGGGAAAACCUGGACUUUUUAACCAGAACGCGCAAUUAAAGUUCGAGUGUUAUUUUGAUACGUACCUUCUUAAUGGAUUCCAUGUCAAAGUGUUCGCCCAGUUGAAUGUGACGGACUUUGAGUGCCGUUACCGAUACCAUGGAAGAGCUGAGAUAAGUUGCACCUUCACCCGAUUGGACGACGCUAACUUCUGGGACUUAACCCACUAUGAGCUUAUGGCGGACAACACUCCACUUGCCUGCAGUGUAAACAAGAAUAACGCCACGAAAAUUCAGUGCACUGUGGAUAUCAACGGAAACGACCUGAUACCCGAUAGUAUGAUUUUCAGACUCACCAUGCUCGACACCCUGGGCAACCAGACACAGGAGUUCAAUCGGACCAAGGACGAGAUGACGGAGCUGGAGUGGCCAGCGGAUCGUUACAUCAAUCAUACUUGCGUUUCGUGGAACCAUAUACACGUGCAAGGCUCCACGGAAACACUUGAAUGGGAUGUGCAGCUGCAGUGCGUCAAAUAUCCUCAACUGGUCAAGAAUCUAACAAGGUACACAGAGCGCAUCCCGAAGGACACGACGGAUAGGAUAUGCUUCGAAAAUCUGGAAGGGAAUCAGAAAUUCAUGGUGCGCUUAAAGCGUCGCCUCAAUGUGACCGGUGCACCCUGGUCGGAACAGCACCCCGAGAUCGUAAUCGAAACGGAUGCCACCCGACCAGCCCGCCCUCCAAAAUUUCUGCCCCUGGGCUACCAUUACAACCAGGACAAUCACGAGCUAAGGGUUUACUGGGAGCCGCUCGAGGAACUGGAAUUCAACGCUCCGGAACUGGAUUACGAAGUCACCACCAACACAGGCAAACUGGGCAAAUAUACCGACAGAACUUCCACGGUAUUCAAGGAAUGGGACUACGAAAACCCGGCCACAGUGUUUGUGGCGAGCAGGAAUAUAAAGGGCAUUUCGGUGAACAGGAGCCGGCUGGAGGUGCCCGAACUGUCCGAUGCCAUGGACCGAAGGUGCCAGGACUUGGCCCAUGACGACAACACCCAAAUCCUCACCUGGACAAAGCCCGUGGAGGAGAAAAAUCUCGAAGGCUACUUUGUCUACUGGUGCAACAAAACCACAUGCCAGGCGGAUGCUACCACAGAGCUAAAGUACGAUUUAUCCGACAUGAGUCCGAUUCGAAUGGCCGUGGCGGCCAACUAUGGUGCUGACAAGAGUGGCGGCAUGAAGUGGUUGCGUGAGGACAAAGUGGGGGUCACCGGCAGGAUCCGGUAUGUGGAGGGCAUCCUUGCCCUGCUGGUGCUCGGUGUCUUCUUCCUCGGUGUCCGGAAGCUUCGGAGUAUGGCGAAGAUCGAUGUUAAAGUGCCCCCGGGUGUGCUGAUGCCUAGUGCGCCCUUCGACCCUGACCAGUCUCGGCAAAUACAGCCCCAUCAGGGAAUUCCGCAUCCCAGAAUGCUUUAUUCAGACCUCAAGCAGACGGAACCCCCCGACGAUUACCCCGAUGUGCAGAUUGAAGUGGAGUUCGAGGUGGAGGUGGAGGCAAUCAUCCAGAGUUCCGCUGAAAACGUUUCUUAA
Molecule: messenger RNA, 2391 nt
Organism: Drosophila gunungcola (fruit fly)
Lineage: Eukaryota; Metazoa; Arthropoda; Insecta; Diptera; Drosophilidae
Product: cytokine receptor
Exons: 4
Coding region: 553-2391 (612 amino acids)
Cellular component (GO): membrane
Molecular function (GO): cytokine receptor activity
Source: RefSeq, a predicted model, not a curated record